AUGAGCCCGGUUGACGGUCAGAUCCACCCAGAAAACAACUCAUGGGACGGUCUUAAUAUACCAAAUGGGGUUCAACCGGGCCUUCGAGAAACCAACGAGGCGGUAGAGGUUGAAGGGGAGGUGGAAAUCGUUACCGAGGAGGACAUAGCAAUUGAUGUCCACGUCAAUAAUCGAGGUCACUCUAAUGGUACACGAAGUGAUACUUACCACUCUAGACCUUUUGUCCCGUGGAACCAAAACUUCACCAGUUACCCCCAAACCCAUAACCCCGCCCCAAUUUAUUAUGGAUCUAAUCAGUACAACACAAAUCACCAAUCUAACAAUUUACAAACCUCAAGUGAUGUCAAACUAUCGAUGACUUUUUCCUUGGAAGCAACUCUUCUUAUGGUUGAAUCAAGAUCAUGGUAUCUCAACGAUGUAUUCAAUGAAAAACAAGUUCAAUCUUCAAUAGUACCAAACUACGCCUUUACACAUCAAGAGUUUGCUGUCACCCUUCAAAAUGAAGCUUACCGAAGAUAUAACUCUUAUGCAAGUCAUGUCAAAUUACAGAAGGAUGUCAUCAGAUCAAACCCUACGAGAUUCGAAAUUGGACCUGCUUAUACGGCUCAGCCCAAAGAUCGAUAA
This is a messenger RNA of Melampsora larici-populina 98AG31, 624 nucleotides long. RefSeq lists its product as uncharacterized. The record is from RefSeq and is a predicted model, not a curated record. Gene Ontology annotation, biological process: DNA replication, synthesis of primer. NCBI's taxonomy places the organism in Eukaryota, Fungi, Basidiomycota, Pucciniomycetes, Pucciniales, Melampsoraceae. The coding region runs from base 1 to 624 and encodes 207 amino acids. The transcript has 3 exons. Gene Ontology annotation, cellular component: alpha DNA polymerase:primase complex.